AUGGAACAUCUUCAGAAAUGCUUUCUCAAGUCGACAAAUUGGAAUGAGGACAAUAUAUUUUCAAACAUAACAGCUACUUCUCAAGCGCUCCUAGAUUUCCCUAUACCCAAUGGCUUUAAAAUCGAUACAUCUUCCAAAACAACAGACUUUCUGGCAUCUUCAUUUACACUAUCUAAUUUCCAUCAAAUCAACGGGUCGAUUGCUUAUCUAUACUCGCUGAAACCAUUGACUAAUAUUAUGGGGACAAAGGAGAUUUCGUUGCAAGAUGCUAUUGCAGGCUUUAGAAUGAUUGAGCCAUUAAUGGUGUUGCGGAAUCAAAAAGUGCAAGAACUGAACUUGAAGAAAAGAAGGUGGCACAAUACCGAAAAGAGCAAUAAAAAGCAUCUGCUUUUAUACGGGCGAAUGUACUUUCCUGGAUCCACUUUAGAGGCAAUGAUUAUCAAGCGCAUUACUGAAAAUACUCAAUUAUUGAUAAAGUGCGUGAACAAUCCGCAUCUAGAUAAGAAUGGAACUAUGAUUGUUUACUUGCAAAACAACACUGCGAAAUAUCUGCGAGAGCUCAUAUAUUCCACCAAUGAAUCCUUGAUUGGGCUCCGUUGUUUGUACAACUUGGGUAACAGUAUAGCUAAAAAUAAAAAUCCCAAUUUGAUUCCCAAAUUUGACAAUUCGGUAGUUUCUGUUGGUACAGAGUUGUGGUUUGCGGCAAGGACGAUGAGCCCGGGAUUGUCCUCUGCGUUAAGGUAUUCAACAAGAUCAACAGCAACAGGUAAACCAUUAACAAUGACUCUUGCCGUAAACCCCAUCCUUGGACACAUCUCAUCCACUUAUACUGUGAAAACUUCGGUGGCUUCUACCUUUUGCUCCAAAUACGACUUCAAUUUCUUUUCGUAUGCUAGUAAUUUGUCCCUUGGCUUUGAAUUGUACAGUUACGCACGAAAGAAUGCUGCAGGGAACGCUAUAUCAUCAUUAUCGCGAUCGAAUCACUACGCAUUUGCACCACAACACAUCAAAAAGGGGAAGAGCUUAGAGGAAGGACAACACCCUGUUCAAGUCAAAUUGUACAAGCCUUAUUCUAGUAUCAACAACGAUGCACGAGAGACAAAUGUUUACAAUGACCGGUUUCCUUCAAAGGUACCAGCAGUCAUAGAGAAACGAAGUGAAGAUCUCAAUCUCAGAACCAAUGAGACCGUUACUACUGCUUUUCAAAAUCUAGUGAACGAAAGUGAUUUCUCUAGUGUUUUGAAAGUGUCAACUAGUUUACGAGAUAAAACAGUAAAAUUGCUUUGGGAAGGCAGGGUUCAGGAUUUCUUAGUCAGCACUGGUGUCAGAAUUUCUUUGAACUCGCUAACCAACACGCCUGAACUCAAUAAAUUUGGUAUAACAUUCUCAUAUGCCUUCUAA
Messenger RNA from Lodderomyces oxycetoniae, 1401 nucleotides. RefSeq names its product Mdm10p (gene MDM10). Gene Ontology annotation, cellular component: SAM complex; ERMES complex. NCBI's taxonomy places the organism in Eukaryota, Fungi, Ascomycota, Pichiomycetes, Serinales, Debaryomycetaceae. The transcript has a single exon. Gene Ontology annotation, biological process: establishment of mitochondrion localization; mitochondrial outer membrane translocase complex assembly; phospholipid transport. The coding region runs from base 1 to 1401 and encodes 466 amino acids. The record is from RefSeq and is a predicted model, not a curated record.